AUGUCUAGUAAUCCUUUCCUUGAUCAAGUGAGGUCUUCAUUCCAACGUUCGAGAUCUUUGAACGCAGGGCCAUCUUUGCAACCAAACCGGGUGAUCUCUGAAAUUCAGAAUCGCCUAGAAAGAGAGUUAGCAACUGCAAAAGAGCAAGCCAUUGCCACAUUUGAAGGUCUUGCUAUCCACACUGACCUCCCAGGGUCUUCACCUUCAAAUUCUGAAUCAAGUUCAGACCAAGAAGAAGAAGAGAUGGCUGCCAAUGAGUUCAUGGGAGACCUUGAUAUCCCAACAAUUCCAGCAUCCCCUUCAAGCAUCUUGCUGCCCACCGCAGCUCGAAACUAUGAGCUUAAAUCUUCUCAUCUUAAUAUGCCCCCUUCUUUUUAUGGUUUACCUAAUGAAGAUCCAUUAACUCAUAUAAAGGAUAUUUUUAAUGUUGUGAGCUCUUUUCCCUUGACAGGUGUGACGGAAGAGCAACUUCGAAUGAGAGUGUUUCCGUACACUUUGAAAGAUAAGGCUAAAUAUUGGUUGAAUUCUUUGAAGCCUGGUUCACUCAUGACUUGGGGAGCCAUUCAAAAGAAGUUCUUGGAGAAAUAUUUCUCCACGCAAAAAAACGACAUGCUCAGGGACAAGAUCUUUCUAUUUGCACAACAAGAUGAUGAGUCGUUUUGUGAAGCAUGGGAGAGAUUCAACGGGCUGCUCAAUCAAUGUCCUCAUCAUGGGAUUCCAUUGAAGCUUCAGAUGCGUAUGUUUUAUAAAGGACUAACCCCCCCUAGCCAUAAUAUUGUCACUAAUUUUGCAGGUGGUUCUUAUAAGACUAAAACUCCAGAAGAAACAUAUGAACUCUUUGAGGAGAUAGCAAUGGAGACCCAACACACCGAUACAAGAGGUAAACGUAUUGCUGGUGGUUCUAAUGAUUCUUCCAGUGUGCAGAUUUUCAAAUUGGAACAAAAGCUAGAUGCCCUCCUUGCAUUGAACUCAAGAAACCCUUUGAAGGAAGUGUGUAGCAUCUGUGAAACUCAUGAUCAUCCUACCAUUUCUUGUCCCUUUGGGGCUGCAUAUCCAGAAUUUGUGCAAGAGCAAGCUAAGUUGGUGAAUUCCUACAACCGUGGUCCAAUAAAUGACCCAUAUUCUCAAAGUUAUAAUCCAGGUUGGAGGAAUCAUCCAAACUUUUCAUGGAGGAAUACACAGAAUCAAUCGAAUCCCCCUUCACUUCAAAGGCCACAACAAUCAUCAUCGUUGGAGGAUAUAGUGAAGCAAAUGGCAAUCAACCAAUCCACUUUCCAGCAAACAACACAAGCUGCCAUCUCCAAGUUGGAAGUCCAAUUGGGCCAGAUAGCUACUGAAAUAGCUCAAAGAGAACCUGGGAAAUGGCCAAGUCAAACCGUGAUCAAUCCAAAAAACCAAGAAGCCAAGGCCGCUCAUGUGCUCAGAUCAGGUAAGAUUGUUGAUAACAAAGUUGGUUCUGAUCUAUCAAAUGAUGUUGUGGUUGUAGAGGAUGAAGAUGAAGAGGAAACCACAACUAUGGAAGGGGAACAACCCAAAACGUCCCAAUCUGCUCCUAAGGCCAAAUCUGAUUCUCAGGAACCCAAUCCAUUUCAAUUGCAAAAAAGAGAUGACAAAUUUGUGCCAUCACAUCUUCAUCAAGAUAGAUACAUCCCACCUCCUCCAUAUAUUCCACCGAUUCCAUUUCCAGGCCGCUUGAAGAAAGCAAAUCAAGAUAAGGCUUUUAAAGAGAUUUAUGAUAUUUUGAGUAAAGUUAAUAUCAAUUUGCCCUUGCUUGAUGUUGUUAAACAUAUUCCUGCAUAUGGAAAGUUCAUCAAGCACUUGAUGACUCACAAGCUCAAAUUUACUCCAAGUGAAGAAGUAAAGCUCAACAAGAAUGUGAGUGCUGUAUUGCAAAGGAAGCUUCCACCAAAACUAGAAGAUCCUGGCAGCUUUAACAUUCCCAUUAACAUUGGAGAUAAGACGGUUGGAAGAGCCAUGUUGGACUUGGGAGCAAGCAUCAAUGUAAUGCCAUAUUCAGUUUAUCAGGCGCUUGGCUUAGAAGGGAUAAAGAAAAACUCAAUUCGUCUUGAACUAGCUGAUCAUUCUAUCAAAUAUCCAAGAGGUAUUGUAGAAGAUAUUUUAGUUCAAGUUAAUACACUCAUUCUUCCAGCUGAUUUUGUAGUGAUGGAUAUGGAGGAUAACCCAUAUGUAGACCGUGUUGAUCCCAUUCUCCUCGGGCUACCAUUCAUGGCCACUGCAGACACAAUCAUCAAAGUGAAAGAUGGCACCCUCUCCAUGACUGUUUUGGGUGAAACUGCUGAAUUUAAAGUGUUUGAUGCUCUGUCUCAACCUUCUAUCACUCUUGAUACUUGUUUUUCAAUUGAUGUUGUUGAUCAUGAGGUUUCUUCUAAAAUUGUGCAGAAAAAGUCUAAUGAUGCUUUGGAAGCGGUCCUAACACAAGAAGAGGAAGAUCUCUUUGAAUCAUAG
This is a messenger RNA of Prunus dulcis (almond), 2466 nucleotides long. RefSeq lists its product as uncharacterized. The coding region runs from base 1 to 2466 and encodes 821 amino acids. Lineage: Eukaryota; Viridiplantae; Streptophyta; Magnoliopsida; Rosales; Rosaceae. The record is from RefSeq and is a predicted model, not a curated record. The transcript has a single exon.